Penicillium longicatenatum is the source of this 1242-nucleotide messenger RNA. Its product is annotated as glycoside hydrolase family 3 protein. Gene Ontology annotation, molecular function: beta-glucosidase activity. NCBI's taxonomy places the organism in Eukaryota, Fungi, Ascomycota, Eurotiomycetes, Eurotiales, Aspergillaceae. The record is from RefSeq and is a predicted model, not a curated record. Bases 1 to 1242 code for a protein of 413 amino acids. Gene Ontology annotation, biological process: glucan catabolic process. The transcript has a single exon.
AUGGCCAGCCCCAGAGUCAGCAAGGCAUACUCAUCCAAUGCUGACGAUAAGAUAAUCCAUGAAAUGUAUCUGUGGCCGUUUGCUGAUGGAGUCAAAGGUGGCAUGGGCGCUGUGAUGUGCGCUAUGAGCAAAAUUAACCAUACAUAUUCAUGCGAAAAUGAGGCAGCCCUCAGUCACCUUCUAAAAACCGAAUUGGGUUUCCCAGGAGUGGUCGUUCCUGAUGUGAACUCUCAGAAGACUGCAUUUGGAUCUGCCAAUGCCGGACUAGACUAUGGUUCUAGCUCCUUGUGGUCUGAGAAGACCAUAAUGGCAGGCCUGCGGAAUGGCUCUCUAACACAGGCCAGAUUGGAUGAUAUGGCCGUUCGCAACACAAUCAGUUAUUUCUAUGUGGGACUCGACUAUGGGAAACAGCCCCCGGUGGCCGAUGAUACCGAGUAUCGCGAUGUACGCGGGAAUCAUUCUGCAAUGAUCCGUCAGAUUGCUUCUGAGUCAUUGGUACUGCUGAAGAAUAACAACGAUGGUGGCCUUGGUCUCCCGCUAAACCAACCGCACUCCAUGGCCGUCUUCGGCUCUCAUGCUCGCGCGCCUAUCGCUGGACCGAACCACGCCUUUUCUAUCCUUGGGUCCGGGGCCGAUACUUUUGAUGGUCACCUUGUCACUCCUUCAGGUUCGGGCUCUAGCUCCUUUGCCAACGUGGUUGAUCCGCACAUGGCCCUGAUGCCACGUCAAAUGAAGCAUGGUGGCAUGUUCUGGGGGAUCAUGAAUGAUACAUAUUCAUCUGGUAAUACGAGCGCUCCUGCUUCAAUUGGAAGUGGCUCGGGGACCUCCUUGAAGCACUCAUACACAGUCUAUGCGCAAAAUGCCGCUGCCUGUCUUGUCUUCUUGAAUACAUACUCAGGUGAAGGAGCAGAUCGUGGCGAACUCUUCAGCACAGACCAAGACUCCAUGGUAAAUCGCGUGGCAAGUGAAUGCAACAACACUAUUUUUGUGAUCAACACCGUUGGCCCGCGUCUGCUUGAUGCUUGGAUUGAACACAAAAACGUUACCGGUGUGCUUUACGGGGGGUUGCUGGGACAGGAGUCCGGCAGCUCAAUUGCUGAUGUUCUCUUUGGUGAUGUGAACCCUAGUGGCAAAUUGAGUCACACAAUCGCCAAGAAUGUCAGGGAUUACCACCACAUCUAUAUGUCAUACCGCCGACUGCAACUUUACGGAAGGAUCCUUGGUCGACUACAGAUGGUUUGA